Messenger RNA from Syngnathus acus (greater pipefish), 3312 nucleotides. RefSeq names its product transmembrane protein 175 (gene tmem175). Gene Ontology annotation, molecular function: proton channel activity; potassium ion leak channel activity. Gene Ontology annotation, cellular component: endosome; lysosome. The record is from RefSeq and is a predicted model, not a curated record. Lineage: Eukaryota; Metazoa; Chordata; Actinopteri; Syngnathiformes; Syngnathidae. Bases 32 to 1780 code for a protein of 582 amino acids. The transcript is spliced from 8 exons.
CAAACAGAGCAGGGGCGCGACGAGCUCCGCGAUGAGCCAACACGAAGGUGACGACCACGCGGCGGAAGAGGAGCAACACGUCGGGGAGGACGCGGAAGGGGAGCGGCACGCCUCUGCCAUGUCCACAGAGAGCCUCCUGGCCGCCUCGGACGAUGUCGAAGAGGCUCACGGCGGCACGCAGUCCUCGCACCGGCUGCUGGCCUACAGCGACGCGCUCCUCUCCAUCAUCGCUACCGUCAUGAUUCUUCCUGUGGCCCACACCAAGAUGCAGGGCGAUGAGGAGCUGGAUGAAAACCUUCAGCUUCUGCUAAGCACCAAGUUGGCCGUCUAUCUGAUGACCUUCCUCAUUGUAACUGUGGCCUGGGCGGCGCACAUCAGGUUAUUCCAAGUGAUCGUGCGGAUCGAUGACACUCUGGCCUUGCUCAACCUUGUAUGUGGACUAAUGUGGACUUUGUGCCUGAAGUUCCUUUUACAAGCCCGAUAUGAUAUUGCUGUCCCUUCUGUGUCGUUCCUGUUUGGGGUUUCAGGCGUGCAUGAUGCUGAUCACCCUGCUGCCGUACACAGUCAGUCUCAUUGCCGCCAUCUGUUGAGAAACCACAUCGCCAAUGACAUCACCGCAGAGUUUUUCUCGUGCUUGCAGUUUUCGCUGAUGGCGACCUUUCCCUCGCACAUUCUUGGAAUUCUUCUUUUCUGCGGCUGCGUGAUGGUCAUCGGUCUCAUUCAGUCGGUGAUCGUCUUGUACGCCUUCGGUCGUCCGUUCCUGCUCCAGGAUCAGAUCCAAGCGUGUGAGGACCGCACCGUGUGCCGACAUCACAUCCUUAAAGUCCUCCUGAGGGUUCCUGUCAUGUGCCUCCUGGCUGCAGUUUGCUCCUUCUUCUGCUACCAGCUGUCGUACGUGUUGCUUGCUCUUGUCAUCUUCCUUCCGUACAUCUCCCAGGGCGUCCUGUGGUGUCGGGACAAACUUCUCGGUCCCGCGGAGGAGGAUCCGGAGCAGGUGAUGUUUUACACCUUCCUGCCCAGCGAGCCGCUGAGUAAAGAGCGUGUGGAGGCCUUCAGUGACGGCGUCUACGCCAUUGUGGCCACGCUGCUCAUCCUGGACAUUUGCGAGGACAACGUCCCCGAACCGGCCACGGUGCGGCAGCGCUUCAAUGACAGCCUGGUGGCGGCGCUGCGCCCGUACGGGUCCGACUACCUGGCUUACCUGGGCUCCUUCGCCACCGUGGGCCUGCUCUGGUUCGCGCACCACUCACUGUUCCUGCACGUGGCCCAGGCCACGCGCCUGAUGGGCCUCCUCAACACCAUGUCCCUGGCUUUUGUCGGGGGCCUGCCGCUGGCCUUUCGGCUCACCCACGAGCUGCCUCAUGCCGCCUCGCGUGACGAGCGGCGCGCCGUACAAGCCGCCUGCGUCCUUGUCUUUGGCGCCGGUGCGUUCCAGCUGGCCACCUGGGUAGCGGCGCUGCAGGGCAGCGGGCAACGGACGCUGAGGCCGGCGGUGCGCUAUGGCGGCCCCGAGCACGUCUUUAUGCUGGCCAAGCUGACGCUGUACCCGGCCGUGGCCCUCACCGCCUUCCUGCUCACGUGCGCACUGAGCCGCUUCAGUGCCACCAUCUUUCACCUGAUGGAGAUUGCCACGCCGCUCGCCUUCCUGCUGCUCAGGUUGACGGUGAGAGUCGUCCUGGCCCUGUUCAGACGCCUGUUUGGUCCGCAAAGGAGACAAACGCAAAACGGCGAGGAAAACAUUUGCUCCGGGGUUCCGUUCAACCCGCUGCUAAUCGGCUGACGUGUCGAGCGCGCUUAAUGCAUGGAAAACAACGACACGCUUUGCAGCUUGGCGGCGCUGCUAACUGCGUUAUGUGCACUCAUGUCGUCCAUUUUAAGCAAUCAGAACCUCAAAAAUAGUGGCGUCAGCCAGGACAAAAUUUAAGGGGCUAAUCAAGCUGGAAAGGGAAUUCUAGGUGUGAUUAUUUGUUUUAAAUUUAUACAAUACAUAUAACAUUUAACCCCCCCGGAUUUGCAGAUAAUAUUUCCAUUUUGGGGGAUUUUUUUUCAUUUACAGGAUAAUUGAUUGGAAAAAUAUUUGUUUGUGGUCAUCGCAACGGCACAGAAAAUCACUUUCGGAUAAGUUGCGUCAUCAACAAACAGGGUCUUGGGAAAGACGGACAACGAUAAUUUGAGGGCAUUCACGAAAAACGCAAGAAAAUCAGUCUUGAAACAUCCAAUGGCUAGAAAAGGUCUACACACCCCAGUCCAAAUGAAAUUGGGGACAAAAACAGGGUGGGCAAAACAUUUUACACUCUUUUCCUGUACCUAACCUCCUUGGACAUGUUGCAUUUGUCCACAUUGACUUGUUAGUAACAUACAAACUAAUUAAGUCACGUCUUACUGCUAGGCUACAUCAAACCCAUUUUAAUGUCGUUUCUAAUAGCCAAUAACAAACUGCAAUUAAAUCACGACAAUGGUGGCCGAACAAAAAAGACAAACUCCCAUUUUUUUUUAAGUGACUUCUUUUUACGCCCCCCCCCCCCUCCCUUCCCAAACAAAAUAAUAACCCUGGAAUUUGCAAAAAACGUCCGCUUCGACCCAAAAUGUCAGUCUUACGCGCUGCGUUCCCGCUCUGAAUAUUUGUGCUAUUGGUGCGGAUCUUCGCCAUUUGUAUUCACACCUGAAGCGAACCGCGUCAGAGUUCGUUUGAAAGUGAACCGAGACCACUUUAUCCGCACCAGGAUUCGUUUGCGUGUAUUCACACCCGCACAAAAAGUCCGGACCAGCCUUCCAAUCCAACUCUGGUCCGUUUAAAGUGGACCAAACAGUCAGGUCUGAAUACACCCUGAAUAAUUGACACUAUACUGAUACUAAUGCCAUAGAAAUGUCACUAAGCCAUCAAUUCAAAUUGCACAUUUUAAGCAUUGUUUUUGUUUUGCUGAUUUACAAACGUCCACCAGUAGGAGUCAAUGUCGUUUCAGUUAAAAGCACCACUGGUGAGUAAAAGAUUUCAAAAAAGCACGUGAAAUUAUUAUUGAAGUCUGCGUUGUUGUUAUGAUCGAGUUGUGUGCUUGUUGUGCAAUGGGUUGUUUAUUUCAAUUCAGAGACAUCUGGAAUGUUCUUCAAGUGAAUUUGGAGAUUUUGUGGCAUUGUUAAAGUACGGGAAAAAAAAUUGUAGUUUUUAUUUUAUAGUCAUAUUUUUUGUGCAGAAUAAAAAUGUUACAAUAAACAACAAAAUAUAUUUUUUAAAUUAUUGACCCCAGCUUCAUUGCAAACCCUUCAUCAUUUUCAUCUUCUACCAUGAUAAUAAACAUCAUCAAAUAUUCACAA